Molecule: messenger RNA, 467 nt
Organism: Papaver somniferum (opium poppy)
Lineage: Eukaryota; Viridiplantae; Streptophyta; Magnoliopsida; Ranunculales; Papaveraceae
Exons: 2
Coding region: 33-335 (100 amino acids)
Source: RefSeq, a predicted model, not a curated record
UGAAAUCCAACCCCAAAAUUUCAACGAUAAAGAUGUCCAGGUUUACUACUCUGAUUGCGGCUCUAAGCUUAUGCUUGCUUCUUCUGGGUUUUUCGUACUCUGUCGAGGCAAUUGCAAGAUCAAUUACUGAUAAUGGAGGAGCAGCACCCAAUUUCAUAUCACUUCAAUGUACAGGUCGUCCCUGCCGGAAUGAUCAAGAGAGUAGUAAUAUAUGCAUAUCGUCAGGUUACAGUGGAGGUGUUUGUCGGUCAGCAGUUGCUGCAUCAUAUGGCGAGGAGCAGGUUGAUGUUAAUGGAGGAAAACUCCGAAGUUAUAUGCAAUCUUGUUGUUGGUAGCAGACAGAGCCCGGCCUUGUUUAAAGAGUUUGAGUCACUCUCUUCGUUUCACCGUCCCAAACAAAUAAUACCUUAAUAAACGAUCUAAUCAAUCAUUUAUUUUUUAUUUUGAGACGAAAAUUUCCAACGUUA